UUAGACUUCCCAAUAACCAAAUUCACCUAAAUUCCAGAGACAAUCUAGAAUAUGUCUAGGACUUUAAAUUCCGUUCACAAAAAAACGUAAUAGCAUGCGUAAUGAGUGUACAUAAAAGAGUUAUUCUAAUCACGUAGUACACAUCAAAGAGUCGUGUUCGAGUUGAGCAUUUCUGUUUUGUCAUUUAAACUUCACUAUAAUUUCUUGGUCUUUUCUUGUCUGGCUUUGUCAGAGACUCAAACAUGGCAAGUGGAAAUGACGGUGGUAACAAUAAGCUUCAACUCUAUUCUUACUGGAGGAGUUCAUGUUCUUGGCGUGUCCGAAUUGCCCUCAAUUUGAAAGGGAUAGAUUAUGAAUAUAAAGCUGUGAACUUGCUGAAGGGAGAGCAAAACAGUCCUGAGUUUAGAAAGCUCAAUCCUCUUGGUUAUGUGCCGGCUUUGGUAGAUGGGGAUUUUAUUCUUUCUGAUUCUUUUGCUAUUUUGAUGUAUCUGGAAGAGAAGUAUCCUCAGCAUCCAUUGUUGCCUUCUGAUCUUAAGACAAAAGCUAUCAAUUUUGAGGCUGCAAAUAUUGUGUCCUCAAGCAUACAGCCUCUGCAGAAUUUGGUUGUAUUGAAUUACAUUGAUGAGAAAUUUGGCCCUGAUGAGAAACUUCCUUGGGUUAAACAUUUCCUUGGAAAAGGCUUUGCAGCGCUUGAGAUGCUGUUAAAAGACUAUUCUGGAAAAUAUGCAACUGGGGAUGAAGUGUACCUGGCAGAUUGUUUUCUAGCACCGCAGAUUGAUACAGGAUUUACAAGGUUCAAUCUUGACAAGAGCGAGUUCCCUAUUUUAGCAAGGUUGCAUGAAGCCUACUGUGAGCUACCAGCAUUCCAGAAGGCUAUGCCACCUAAUCAGCCCGACACCCCUUCCUCAUGAACUGGUUAGAUCAAUAAACUGAGGAGAUCAACAUCGUUGACUCGAGUACUCAGCAUAAGUGCAAAACAUUGGAGCUUUAGUUGAAGGUUUCAAAGAAUUUGCAAAUGACUGGGUUGUUCAUCAUGUAUAGCUGUGGUGAAUAAUAAUAAAGGAUUGUAUGAAGAAAUAAUUUGAAUUUUCUUAA
Messenger RNA from Pistacia vera, 1095 nucleotides. RefSeq names its product glutathione S-transferase zeta class-like. Gene Ontology annotation, molecular function: maleylacetoacetate isomerase activity; glutathione transferase activity. The record is from RefSeq and is a predicted model, not a curated record. Lineage: Eukaryota; Viridiplantae; Streptophyta; Magnoliopsida; Sapindales; Anacardiaceae. Gene Ontology annotation, cellular component: cytoplasm. Gene Ontology annotation, biological process: L-phenylalanine catabolic process; glutathione metabolic process. The transcript has 11 exons. The coding region runs from base 243 to 911 and encodes 222 amino acids.